CCCAUCUGGCCCAUAUACAUAAACGGUUUGACAGGAGCAGUGCAGGAGCGGUGGACGUUUAUAAACGGCCUCCACAUUCACUGCUUGUGCGAGCUCCCUGGAAGAGCACGGCAUCGUGAUCCGGUGCCCGCUGUGUCCAGAGAACACCGAUUGCUGUACGGGACCUCUGUGUGAGGUCCCAAUUCAUGUGAUCACUGAUUGACCAAUCAGUGAUCACAUGCAGAGUAGUAAGCAAGACGUCACUUCUGACAUCAUUGCUUACUACGUAUGAAAUCUGUGAAUGAUCACAGAGGUCACAUGG
Molecule: messenger RNA, 301 nt
Organism: Staurois parvus
Lineage: Eukaryota; Metazoa; Chordata; Amphibia; Anura; Ranidae
Source: the annotation of a GenBank genome assembly